UCAUAUGAUUGAAAUUGUAAACAAACUAAAAAUAUUUAUAAUUAUUGCAAAUAUAUAAAAUUUGAAAUCAUCUUUACAUUAAAAUGGAGAACAUUAUUAAUAGGAAUAUCUGUAGAAUAUGUUUCAAAGAACAAGAUAUUUCAUUUCCUCUGUUCGUAGAACGAAGUGAUUGCUCAUGGUCUCCUUACGACCAGCUUGUGGAUAAAACUAAGUUAAAAAUUGGCAUCGAUGAUGGUGGACCAACUUCUAUAUGUUUACAGUGUUUAAGAGACCUUGAAACUACUGUGAAUUUCUUGGAGAAAUGUGAGAAAUCGAAUCAAAUAUUAACCUCUCUGUACCCUUCAUGUGUCGCAACUACAGAGUCCAAACUUGACUUGAAAGAUGUGAUUGAUAGUAGCGAGAACUAUUCAGAAGUAGUUGAAUGUAAGAAUGCUGAUCAAAGCAAAAGUGAAGUAGUCAGUUGUGAAUUAAAUAAGGGUAUUAGCAUUGAGGAAGAGAUGGAGAAUGCGUUGCGAUGUCCUGAAUGCGGAUCGGGGCGCCGGUGCCGGCACUGGGCGCCUCCAAGUACGCACACGUGUCCUCAAUGCCACAAAGUAUUCACUAGAAAAUUCAAUUUUAAACUUCAUCUCAAGCGGCACAGGGGUGAACGCGAGUUCCCGUGCGCGCGGUGCGGGCGGCGGCAGCUAACGCGCGGGCAGGCGCGCCGCCACUGCGGGCCGCGCGCGCGCCGCGCCUGCCCGCGGCCCGGCUGCCGCAGCACCUUCACCAGCGCUGCCAACCUCCACACGCACCUCCGAGCGCACGAUGGCGAGAGGCCCUUCGUUUGUGGAGAGUGUGGCAAAGGUUUUACAUCUAAAAAUAUACUCAAUGAUCACUUGAGAAUUCAUACAGGUGUAAAGCCGUAUAUGUGUGCGGAGUGCGGUGCGCAGUUCACCACCAACAAGCUUGCCGCGCACGUUCGUACGCACCGCGUCCCGCGGCCGCCGCGUGCUGCACGGGCGCCGGCCGCCGCCGCCGGCCCGGCGCCGCACGCGUGCCGCUGGUGCGCGGCGCGGUACCGCCACACGCAGUCGCUCAACAAGCACGUGCGGCGCCACCACCAGAAUCUCGUCGAAUCGAAAGCAUCAGUGGAAAAUGGCCAAUGAAGAUCACCAUCGUCAUAUCAGACGUUAAUCGUCUAUUGCUGAACAUAUGCCAAUGAAGAUAUGCUAUGCAAAAUAAUAUAAUGUUAGAACACUACAAUAAUUAUGGCAUCAUUGUUCAUUUGUAUUUGUUAGAUAAAGUUAAGUAAUAAGGCUAUAUAUGUGUAUUAAUAUUAAUUUGGGACAGGAAACAAAAAGGUAUAUAAAUAAUACUAUGUAAAGAACCGGAAAUCCGGCUCGAAGGAUCAUUUCAAAAUUGAUUGUAAACUGAUAUCCAGUUGUCCCCGUUGAAGACACCAGUCACAGUUCGCCGGAUUCCUGGUCUCCAUCCAGUUUCAAUUAGAAAUAUAUCUUAAACCUACAUAGCACUUACACGAGGGGGGAAAGGGAUUGUUAGCGAUGGGGCUUAACAGCCCCAAUGCUAGCAAUGUUACUAAUCAGGUCGACCUCCACGUGGUUUCCCUUGGAAACCAUCGUGGUUACUUCACGUGGAAUUCUUCAUGUUGCGUUGGGCUAACUGACCUGCUUUCAUCGUCAUCACUGGUGCCCCGCCAGCGUAUACCGUUAGCACAGGCGGGGUUACUAUUGCAUUAUGUCCCAUUAAAAAAAUACUCGAAAUAACAUGAAUGUUAUUAUGUACUAGUUUAUUUUUUAUUACGAUUUAUGUCAGUGUGGCGUUUUCUAGUAAUGUAUAAAGAGAAUAAAUAGAUUCUAGCUCUCAGAUUUUCUCUCAGAUUUUUUGUACAUGUACAAGGUGCGAACGCCUCCUACGUGAUUUGGCGAACAACAAUGAUUUUAAUAUGAUUAUUAACAAAAAAAAAAAGAGAUACAAAUUUGAAAAUUCCGAAAUUUGGACUGGGAUGUGACCUUGGGGUUUCUGAUCUGCAGCCAAGCGUGUCGAUUGUGCUGUAACUGCUUCAUUAAACUAUUAAAUAAGUACAGUCGUGCAAUAAUGUGCGCCACUUUCUCUCUGUGACAUAUUGACCAAAGAUUUUAUUUAUUAGUCUAUUCAAAUCAAUUACGUUAUAAUGAGAUUAUAAAUAUAUAGUUGUAAAAUGUAUACAAUUUCUUAUAUGUAUCUAAUGCAUUACCAAAGAAAGAGACAAAAUAUUUAAUUGUGUUUUAAUAAUUAUUAUUACCAAUGAUUUUAUUAACAGAAAUAAAAAGUAAUUGUGA
Molecule: messenger RNA, 2318 nt
Organism: Galleria mellonella (greater wax moth)
Lineage: Eukaryota; Metazoa; Arthropoda; Insecta; Lepidoptera; Pyralidae
Product: gastrula zinc finger protein XlCGF52.1-like
Exons: 5
Coding region: 84-1145 (353 amino acids)
Cellular component (GO): nucleus
Molecular function (GO): zinc ion binding
Source: RefSeq, a predicted model, not a curated record